UGUUGCAGUUCAUCAGUGUGUCUGACUCUUUUGGUGUCUCCUACAGAAGGAUCUAGAUUGGUUUUACACUCUGGCCAAGGAUCUACAGUUCCUCACAUUCUAGAUCUCACUUGAAAGUUUAACUCUUCAUCAAAAACCACUGAGGAAUCCCUAAUAAACCCCAAAGAGAGAAAAUUGGUGCCAGCCACUCGCCAACUUUAAAUCACCAUGACAAGCACCACCAGCGACCAAAAGGACACCUCCUGCCCCCUGAUGGCCAAACCUCACUGUCAGCGGCUGGUCAGCAAGGACGGCCGGAGCCUGAUGCGAGGCAGUGCCCCGGGCUCCAGAGAGACGUGGUCCGGGGCCCUGCGGGACAUGUGGGGGACGUGGCUGGCGCUGCGCUGGCGUUGGGUGGUGCUGGCGUUCUGCGGUUCAUUCCUCCUUCACUGGCUGCUGUUUGCCGUGUUGUGGUAUCUGCUCGCCCGUGUCAACGGAGACCUGAAGGUGCCUGAUCAUGACUCUCCACCGCCUGGUCAUGUGCUGUGUGUCAAACACGUGACGGGCUUCACCGCCGCCUUCUCUUUUGCCCUCGAGACACAGCUGACCAUCGGGUACGGCACUAUGUACCCCAACGCUGACUGUCCGACCGCCAUAGCCCUGCUCGCCCUGCAGAUGCUGCUGGGACUCAUGCUGGAGGCCUUCAUCACCGGUGCAUUCGUUGCUAAAUUCUCCCGCUCUCAAAAGCGCUGUGGUGGGAUCCUGUUCAGUCCUCAGGCCGUAGUAUGUGAGGUCAGAGGUCAGCAUUGCCUGAUGUUCCGCGUCUGUAACCUGCUUCCACGGCCGCUGGUGGACGUGUGCGUGAGCGCCGUUCUCUAUGAAGAACGUGACAAUCACGAACUCCACCAAACAGCGAUAGAAUUCAGUGUCGAUAACCUGGGGUCACGACCUUGCCCUCUUUUCCUGUCACCUCUGACCUUUUAUCACCCUCUAACUCCAACCAGCCCUCUAAACAGCGCCACAAGCAGCAAACACUUCGAGCUGGUGGUGUUCCUCACCGCUUCUCAGGAGAGCACAGGCUCCGGAUACCAGAAGAGGACGUCCUACCUGCCCGACGAGAUCCAGUACGGAAGCUGCUUCGCCAAGGUGACGUCUCGGUACGGCAAAGGCCGGGGCAAAGCCGAAAGCAUGCGCUAUUUUGACACGCAUCCCUGUCAUCUCACACUCCCAAACACACACACCGGCGACGCACUGGAGAAAGAGCACAUGGUGGUCCAGAUCAACGGAGAAGGCAGUGACCGGCUGGAGUAGCAGUGCUUUAUUCUUCUCUGCUCAUGAGGAGGGCAUUUCAUUUCACAACACAACCUCAAGUUUAUGACUUUUUAUCCCAAAAGACAACCUCAGUUAUUUAGGAUCUGAUAUGUCAACCCAUCCCAUUAGAAACACAUCAAAACCAUUUUUGCUGCUACGGACACAUUUUUGUUUUCCAGAGCAACACAGAUGAGUGACGGCUGCUUAAGAUCUUGUCGGUAAUAAGAGGAAUCUCCAAUAAUUGUAAGUUGAAAUUCUUCACCCUGAAAACCACCCGUUUGAGCCCUUAUUUAUUUGGUGACUGGACAAUGUCACUGUGGUAACUGUAAUGUACAUAACUGAGUAGAAAGGCCUGUUUUCAAAAAGCGCUACACACAGAGCUGGGUAGGUUACUUACAAACUGUAGUCCGUUACUGAUUACAAAUUACAUGAUGGAAAUUAAAGUUUGUAAUGUAAUCUGCUGGAUUACACAUAUCAGAUCAUGUAUUCAGAUUACUUUUAGACUACUUUUUGACCUCUUUGAAUAUAUUCCCUUCUUUUUUGUCAACAUCAUGAAAUGUUUUAAACAUUACAUUAAGCCAGGGAUUUGUUCAUGAACUACAGGGGCUUUGAGGAUUGAAGAAAAGCUGGAAGACUUUCCAAAAGUAUAAACGCAGUAGAAAUAGAAAUAGAUUUAAGAGAGAGAGAAAAACAAAAUGAUGAAUUAUGAAUAAUUCACUGCCAUUGUGUAAUUAUGUAAUCUAUAAAAAAGUAACUGUAAUCCAAUUAUGAGCAUUUUAAAAAGUACUCAAUUUUAGGAAUCCGAUUACAUUGUGCAGUAACUCUGUUACUAUCCAGCACUGGCUACACAGACAUGAGUGAUCCUUGUCCAGAAAGUAUUUUUAUCAUAUGUUAUGGAUAGUUCAACCAAAAAUGAAAAUUCUGUCAUCAUGUACUCUACAGAAGUGGAUGAUCAUUCAUUAACAUAGAGCGUUGCAGUGAAAAUGAAUUUUUUUGUAGGCAAACCCGGAAGUUCACUCUGGUUUGCUCGAAAAAA
Carassius carassius (crucian carp) is the source of this 2326-nucleotide messenger RNA. RefSeq names its product potassium inwardly rectifying channel subfamily J member 13 (gene kcnj13). The record is from RefSeq and is a predicted model, not a curated record. The transcript is spliced from 3 exons. Gene Ontology annotation, molecular function: inward rectifier potassium channel activity. NCBI's taxonomy places the organism in Eukaryota, Metazoa, Chordata, Actinopteri, Cypriniformes, Cyprinidae. The coding region runs from base 208 to 1290 and encodes 360 amino acids. Gene Ontology annotation, cellular component: plasma membrane. Gene Ontology annotation, biological process: potassium ion import across plasma membrane; regulation of monoatomic ion transmembrane transport.